This is a messenger RNA of Rhizophagus irregularis DAOM 181602=DAOM 197198, 881 nucleotides long. Its product is annotated as Arf GTPase arl1. Gene Ontology annotation, biological process: intracellular protein transport; vesicle-mediated transport. The record is from RefSeq and is a predicted model, not a curated record. NCBI's taxonomy places the organism in Eukaryota, Fungi, Glomeromycota, Glomeromycetes, Glomerales, Glomeraceae. Gene Ontology annotation, cellular component: cytoplasm; Golgi apparatus. Gene Ontology annotation, molecular function: GTP binding; GTPase activity.
CUUUUUUUUUAAAAAAAAAUAAAUAAAUUGAGUCGUACUCUAUAGAGAUUUGUCGAGAUUUAUAUAUAUAUACAUAAUUUUUUUAUUUAAUCUUUAAGAACAUAAUGGGUGCAAUACUUAGUCGAGUGUUAGGAAGGCUAUGGGGUGAAAAAGAAGUACGAAUACUUAUUUUAGGUUUAGACGGUGCUGGAAAAACAACAAUACUAUAUCGAUUACAGAUCGGAGAAGUAGUGACAACUAUUCCAACUAUUGGCUUUAAUGUAGAAACUGUAACAUAUAAGAAUAUUAAAUUUCAAGUAUGGGAUCUAGGAGGACAAACAAGUAUAAGGCCAUAUUGGCGCUGUUAUUAUGCAAACACCGACGCAGUUAUAUAUGUUGUAGAUUCGGUAGAUCGUGACCGUAUGAGUACUUCAAAAGAGGAACUUCAUGCAAUGCUUGAUGAGGAAGAAUUACGCGAUGCUGCGUUGUUGGUUUUUGCCAAUAAACAGGAUAUGGUAGGCGCAAUGUCCGCAGCUGAAGUAUCAGAUGCAUUAGGUUUAGGCACAUUAAAGAAUAGACAAUGGAGUAUUUAUAAAACAAGUGCUGUAAAAGGCGAUGGCUUAACGGAAGGAUUAGAUUGGUUGGUCAAUAUUAUUAGAGGCAACGAACAAUAAGAUAUUAAAUAGUAUCAUUCUUGAAAUUCUGAACUUUUUUUAUUACAUCAAUUAGAUUUAUUUUUUUAGUUUUGGAUACUGUAUAAAUUUACUAUUUUGAUUUAAUUAGCUUUUUGGAUAUAAAAAAAAAUAACAUUGCUCAUGGUUAAUAGAAAUUUUUACGUCAUUCUCUUAAAAUUUGUGUACAUUCCUUAAUACUAUAAUAUUGUUUAAUUAAUUAUUUUUUUU